GCUGGUGACCCGUGCAGGGGUGUCUGGGCCAUGACUGCGGAGCUCCAGCAGGACGAAGCGGCCGGAGCGAGCGACCGCCACGGCUCGAGCUGCCAAAUGCUGUUAAAUCAGCUGAGAGAAAUCACGGGCAUUCAGGACCCUUCCUUUCUUCACGAAGCUCUGAAGGCCAGCAAUGGUGACAUCACUCUGGCAGUCAGUCUUCUCACAGACGAAAGGGUGAAGGAGCCCAGUCAGGACACUGUUGCUACAGAACCAUCGGAAGUGGAGGGCAGUGCAGCCAACAAGGAAGGAUUAGCAAAAGUAAUAGACCUUACUCACGAGAACAAAGAUGAUCUUCAGGCUGCGAUUGCUUUGAGUCUACUGGAGUCCCCUAAAGUUCAAGCUGAUGGAAGAGAUCUUAACAGGGUGCACGAGGCAGCCUCUGCAGAAACCAAACGCUCCAAGAGGAAACGCUGUGAGGUGUGGGGGGAAAACCCCAAUCCCAGUGACUGGAGGCGCGUCGAUGGUUGGCCAGUUGGGCUGAAAAAUGUUGGCAAUACAUGUUGGUUUAGUGCGGUUAUUCAGUCUCUCUUUCAGUUGCCUGCAUUUCGAAGCCUGGUCCUGAGCUACAGCCUGCCGCAGAGCGCACUGGAGAGCUGUCCCAGCCACACCGAAAAGAGAAAUAUCAUGUUUAUGCAAGAGCUUCAGUAUCUGUUUGCUCUGAUGAUGGGAUCCAAUCGCAAGUUUGUAGACCCGUCGGCAGCCCUAGAUCUCUUAAAGGGAGCGUUCCGAUCGCCCGAGGAGCAGCAGCAAGACGUGAGUGAGUUCACACACAAGCUCCUGGACCGGCUGGAGGACGCGUUCCAGCUGGCUGUCAGCGUCGACAAUCCCAAGAACAAGUCUGAAAAUCCAAUGGUGCAGCUAUUCUACGGUACUUUCCUCACUGAAGGGGUUCGCGAAGGAAAGCCCUUUCGCAACAAUGAGACCUUCGGCCAGUAUCCCCUUCAGGUAAAUGGUUAUCGCAACUUAGACGAAUGUUUGGAAGGGGCCAUGGUGGAGGGUGACAUUGAGCUGCUUCCUUCCGAUCAGUCAGUGACGUAUGGACAAGAGUGUUGGUUUACAAAACUACCUCCAGUAUUGACCUUUGAACUGUCAAGAUUUGAGUUCAAUCAGUCCCUUGGUCAGCCAGAGAAAAUUCACAAUAAGCUGGAGUUUCCUCAGAUCAUAUAUAUGGACAGGUACAUGUAUAGAAGCAAAGAGCUUAUUCGAAGCAAGAGAGAGUGUAUUCGGAAGCUGAAGGAGGAGAUAGAAGUCCUGCAGCAAAGACUGGAAAGGUAUGUGAAGUAUGGCUCGGGCCCAGCUCGAUUCCCGCUCCCGGACAUGCUGAAAUAUGUCAUCGAGUUUGCUAGUACAAAACCUGCCUCACAGAGCCCGUCUCAAAGUGCCUCAAGCUCGACACUGCCACUCCCUUCAGUGCACUGCCCAGCGUCCGCCCCGACGUCCGCCCUGACGUCCAGGGACAGUGCGAGUGGAGAAAGCUCUCCUCAAGAUGUUGAAAGUCCCUUUCCUGAGGAUUGUCUGCACGAGUCCAAGUCAGAGGGUUCGCCACUGCCAUCUUCGCGGUCUCCCGUGGAAGUGCCUGCACACCCAGCGCCCCGGACCGUCUCGGACGAGGAGAUCAGCUUCGUUAAGACCUGUCUUCAGAGGUGGAGGAGUGAGAUUGAACAGGACAUACAAGAUUUGAAGAAUUGCAUUGCAAGCACUACCCAGACUAUUGAGCAGAUGUACUGCGAUCCUCGCCUUCGCCAGGUGCCUUAUCGCUUGCAUGCAGUUCUUGUUCAUGAAGGACAAGCAAAUGCUGGACACUAUUGGGCCUAUAUCUAUAAUCAGCCCCGACAGGUCUGGCUCAAGUACAAUGACAUCUCUGUUACCGAAUCUUCCUGGGAAGAACUUGAAAGAGAUUCCUAUGGAGGCUUGAGAAAUGUUAGUGCUUACUGUCUAAUGUACAUUAACGACAAGCUACCCCACUUCAAUGCAGGGGCAGCCCCAAAUGAAUCAGAUCAGAUGUUGGGAGAAUUGGAAGCCUUAUCUGUUGAACUUAAGCACUACAUUCAGGAAGAUAACUGGAGAUUUGAACAGGAAAUCGAGGAGUGGGAAGAAGAGCAGUCUUGUAAGAUCCCUCAAAUGGAAUCCUCUACCACCUCGACACCACAGGAUCUGUCGACGUCACCAGAGCCCUCGGCAGCCCCCGCGCACGGGGCGCGCUGCCUGUCCUCCGAGCACGCUGUGAUCGUGAAGGAGCAGACGGCCCAGGCCAUCGCCAACACCGCCCGCGCCUACGAGAGGAGCGGCGUCGAGGCGGCCUUGAGUGAGCAUAAGGAAGCUGAACCCAAGAAGCCCCUGCCCCCGGGAACAGACCCUGCAGAGCAGUCAGAACAGCCCCCAAAGGCUCUCGAUGCAGAUUGUGCUGCCCCGCCUCGUUCUGAGGUCUCUGAAGUCGAGAUUCCCAGUGUGGGAAGGAUCCUGGUUAGGUCUGACGCAGAUGGCUAUGAUGAGGAGGUGAUGCUGAGCCCUGCCAUGCAAGGGGUCAUCCUGGCCAUAGCUAAAGCCCGUCAGACCUUUGACCGAGAUGGGUCUGAAGCAGGGCUUAUUAAGGCGUUCCACGAGGAGUACUCCCGGCUCUUCCAGCUGGCCAGGGAGGCCCCCAGCCCGCGCAGCGACCCGCGGCUGCAGCACGUGCUCGUCUACUUCUUCCAGAACGGAGCGCCCAAGCGCGUGCUGGAGCGCACCCUUCUGGAGCAGUUUGCAGAUAGAAACCUCAGCUACGACGAAAGGUCCAUCAGCAUCAUGAAGGUGGCCCAGGCGAGGCUGAAGGAGAUCGGUCCCGACGACAUGAACAUGGAGGAGUACAAGAAGUGGCAUGAAGAUUAUAGUUUGUUUCGAAAGGUGUCCGUGUAUCUCCUGACAGGCUUGGAACUCUAUCAGAAAGGAAAGUACCAAGAGGCCCUCUCCUACCUGGUGUACGCCUACCAGAGCAACGCCACUCUGCUGACCAAGGGGCCCCGCCGCGGGGUGGAGGAGUCGGUGAUCGCUUUGUACCGAAGAAAGUGCCUUUUGGAGCUGAAUGCCAAAGCAGCUUCUCUCUUUGAAACCAAUGAUGACCACUCUGUGACAGAGGGCAUCAACGUGAUGAAUGAGCUGAUCAUUCCCUGCAUCCACCUCAUCAUCAACAACGACAUCUCCAAGGACGACCUGGACGCCAUUGAGGUCAUGCGGAAACACUGGUGCUCGUACCUGGGCCAGGAUAUUGCAGAAAAUCUGCAGCUGUGCUUAGGGGAGUUUCUGCCCAGGCUUCUAGAUCCUUCUGCAGAAAUCAUUGUCUUGAAGGAGCCUCCAACUAUUCGACCCAAUUCUCCCUAUGACCUUUGCAGCCGAUUUGCAGCCGUCAUGGAGUCGAUUCAAGGGGUUGCGCCGGUGGCGGUGAGCUAAGUAAGCUGUCGCGUGUUCAGGCCCGUCCUGGUCUGCGGUUGCCUGCCUGUUGAACAGGGGGCUGUUAUCACGGUGUGGACCUUGGGAAAGGAACUAGGUGGAAAAGGAAGAUUCAGAUCCAGACCCCACCCAUGCUGUGUGUGUUACAAAGGAUUGAAAAUAAAAUUGCACUUUUUACGAACAGAAUCACUAAACAGUUUCCCUGAAAGAGGCAGGAGCCGGUGCAGCAGGGACUGGACUGUGCAGGAGACCGGAAGUGCCUCGCACUGGCGAGAGCGCUCGGGCUCCUCGAGCCUUGGCCGCUUUCUGAGUUACUUUCGGGCACCAGCGUCUGGCAGCAGAGGAGAAGGGCGAGUCGUGGAACCUGGAGCAGACGAACAGCUCUGGUCAUUACAGAUGACAUCUGAGAAUUCCUAACUGCCAGAGAUGAGACAUACAAAGCUUGCCUAGCUCUCGGCAGGAGAUGACAAGUCGGGGUGCUGAUAAACCACCUUCCUUUUCCGUGUGGCGAGAACACAAAGUCAUUUGGCCAUAAGAUGCUGAGAAGUCAGAAGUGGCCUCUCCUUUCUUUCUUCUCUCUCUCUUAUUUUAUAUUUUUAAAUAAACCGGAAAACCUCAUGCUCAGUCCUCAGUGAAAGAAAGGACAGCAUUACGGACUAUAGGCAGAGUAACGUUGUGAAACUUGACUAACGAAGUGGGUUGUGUGGUUGUCGAUUUUGGUUUUUAAAUGGGAAAGGGAGUGGAUGCAUACUCUUGGGUGUCCCACAGUAGUGCAGUUGACCCUGUUCUUUUUGGUGGGGGAGCCUUUAUUUUAUUUUUUUAUUUAAGUAUAGUUGGUAUACAAUAUGUUAGUUUCAGGUGUACACUAUAGUGAUUCAACUUACAUAUCUACGAAGUGAUCACCACACUCGGUCUAGUAGUCAUCUGUCACCAUGCAACUUAGCACAAUAUCCUUAGCUUGUGUCCUUCGACCUUCCCCAUCCCUCCCCCUACCACCACGCUCCCACAGAACCACAGCACCAGACCCAUAGAAACAGAUCCAGCGGACGGUGAAAGGUUCUGAUAGUCGUCAACCAGCCAGGCAGUUUCCAGGGUCUGAAAUGGUCAGAAAUGUCUCUGGCUGCUGCCGGCCCAAAGAACAUGAUGCUCUCUCCCUGUUCGCUUUGAAAAAAUAAGGGGUGUGGGUUUGUAAAAAGAAAAACCAACUUAUAUGUAUGUAUAUGUAGAGAGAAAUGUCCCCUGUUGACCAUUUUUUAAAGUUCCAGUUUGGGUAUUGUGGUUUAACCAAAUUUUCACAUUAAUGAGGGCCUUGUGGGAGGGAAGGACGCUUGAUACAUACAACUAUGCAGAUUUUAUAAAUGUGCAAUAAAAGUAUUUGUUUUCCCUUUGGCGUGCAGUUACUGAAACAUGUUU
This is a messenger RNA of Molossus molossus (Pallas's mastiff bat), 4881 nucleotides long. RefSeq names its product ubiquitin specific peptidase 28 (gene USP28). Gene Ontology annotation, cellular component: cytosol; nucleus. Gene Ontology annotation, biological process: DNA damage checkpoint signaling; regulation of protein stability; protein deubiquitination. Gene Ontology annotation, molecular function: protein binding; cysteine-type deubiquitinase activity; cysteine-type endopeptidase activity. The coding region runs from base 31 to 3468 and encodes 1145 amino acids. Lineage: Eukaryota; Metazoa; Chordata; Mammalia; Chiroptera; Molossidae. The transcript is spliced from 26 exons. The record is from RefSeq and is a predicted model, not a curated record.